Messenger RNA from Spea bombifrons (plains spadefoot toad), 5106 nucleotides. It is a transcript of the gene USP7, whose product is annotated as ubiquitin specific peptidase 7. The coding region runs from base 673 to 3984 and encodes 1103 amino acids. Gene Ontology annotation, molecular function: protein binding; cysteine-type endopeptidase activity; cysteine-type deubiquitinase activity. Gene Ontology annotation, biological process: protein deubiquitination; regulation of protein stability. NCBI's taxonomy places the organism in Eukaryota, Metazoa, Chordata, Amphibia, Anura, Pelobatidae. Gene Ontology annotation, cellular component: cytosol; nucleus. The record is from RefSeq and is a predicted model, not a curated record. The transcript has 31 exons.
GAAUCUGGCGUCUCCACAGUGGGGCUGUUGAAGCGGCAAGUCUAGAAAAGGAGGAUACCCGAUAAAGCAAGUUCUAAGAGAACGAACACCAUUGCAUGGGGUUGGCUCGUCCUGCAAAUCACAAAUAAAGAGCCAGGGUACUGUGUGGAGCGGGGUAUAUGAUGUGCUGUCUAGAAGCGUAUUCGGGGGCUUGGAUAAUAUAAGGCCUCUGGGCUCUCCUUUGCACCGGUUGGGCUGCUACUCGACCAAUGCACUUGAGGAGGGAACCGCAUAAAAGCACAGGAGCUCCCCGCGGCCCGGAGCUGCAAGGUCUCGUGGCGAUUAAUAAUCCCUCGCAAAUUGAUCGCUGUUAGAGCCCUCCCCGGAGUGUCGGUGCUCCCCAGUCACUCGCCGCUAGCAGCAGUUGAAGGCCCACGGGGAGAAGCAGCUGCUUUCCUCCCAUCUCCUAACGGCGCCGAAAUUGGGCGAAUAGCGAGCAAAUACGUCCGCGUUUCGUUGCCGCCGGCUUCUUCGGAUCUCGCUACCCCGCAUCUACUGCAGCCUACGGGAAAGGCCCAGGCUACCGCCGCUGCGCAGGCCCAAUUGAGGCCGCUUUCCGCCCCACUCCCGCUGGCCCUACAGGCCAAGCCGGCGCAGCGAGCAGGUUUGACUGAGGAGGCUGAACCUAGAGAUAUGAACCAUCACCACCAUCAUCAGCAGCACCAGAAACCAGGGGAGCAGCAGCUCAGCGAACCCGAGGACAUGGAAAUGGAAGGUGGAGAAACAGAUGAACCCCCAAGAAUCACUCAAAAUCCUGUCAUUAAUGGCAAUAUCUCCAUUGCAGAUGGCCACAACAAUACAGAGGAGGACAUGGAAGAUGAUACUAGCUGGAGAUCAGAAGCUACGUUUCAGUUUACAGUCGAGCGAUUCAGCCGGCUCAGUGAGUCUGUGCUAAGCCCUCCUUGCUUUGUUCGCAAUCUUCCUUGGAAAAUUAUGGUAAUGCCAAGGUUUUAUCCAGAUAGACCACACCAGAAAAGCGUGGGAUUCUUUCUUCAGUGCAAUGCGGAAUCCGAUUCGACGUCAUGGUCUUGUCACGCCCAAGCUGUGCUGAAGAUAAUAAAUUAUAAAGAUGACGAAAAAUCAUUUAGUCGACGCAUUAGUCACUUGUUCUUUCACAAGGAGAACGACUGGGGCUUUUCCAAUUUUAUGGCAUGGAGCGAAGUUACUGAUCCAGAAAAAGGCUUUGUUGAAGAUGACAAAGUCACGUUUGAAGUAUAUGUGCAAGCUGAUGCUCCUCAUGGUGUGGCGUGGGACUCAAAGAAGCACACUGGCUAUGUUGGUUUGAAGAACCAAGGAGCGACUUGUUACAUGAACAGUUUAUUGCAAACGUUAUUUUUCACAAACCAGCUUCGAAAGGCUGUCUAUAUGAUGCCUACAGAAGGUGAUGACUCUUCCAAGAGUGUUCCCUUAGCUUUGCAGCGUGUAUUUUAUGAACUGCAACAUAGUGACAAACCUGUAGGAACGAAAAAGCUUACAAAAUCAUUUGGGUGGGAAACUCUGGACAGCUUUAUGCAACAUGAUGUUCAAGAACUAUGUCGUGUGUUACUUGAUAACGUGGAAAACAAAAUGAAAGGCACGUGUGUAGAAGGAACCAUACCUAAAUUAUUCCGAGGAAAGAUGGUGUCCUAUAUACAGUGCAGACACGUGGAUUAUCGGUCCGAACGCAUAGAGGAUUACUAUGAUAUACAAUUAAGCAUUAAAGGAAAGAAAAAUAUAUUCGAAUCUUUUAUUGACUAUGUGGAGGUGGAGCAAUUAGAUGGUGAUAACAAGUACGAUGCAGGGGAGCAUGGCUUACAGGAAGCAGAGAAAGGUGUGAAAUUUCUAACACUGCCACCGGUAUUGCAUCUUCAACUUAUGAGAUUCAUGUACGACCCGCAAACAGACCAAAAUAUCAAGAUCAACGACAGGUUUGAAUUUCCAGAGCAAUUAGCACUAGAUGAAUUCCUUCAGAAACCAGAUGCAAAAGAUCCUGCAAAUUACGUCUUACAUGCCGUGUUGGUACACAGUGGCGAUAAUCACGGAGGACACUAUGUUGUGUACUUGAAUCCCAAAGGAGAAGGCAAAUGGUGUAAAUUUGAUGACGAUGUGGUGUCGAGAUGCACAAAAGAAGAGGCAAUUGAGCAUAAUUAUGGAGGCCAUGAUGAUGACUUGUCUGUACGACACUGCACUAAUGCUUAUAUGUUGGUUUACAUCAGGGAGUCCAAGCUUAGUGAAGUUUUACAAGCUGUAACAGAUCAUGAUAUACCCCAGCAGCUUGUUGAGAGACUUCAGGAAGAAAAGAGAAUAGAAGCCCAGAAAAGAAAGGAGAGACAGGAAGCCCACUUAUAUAUGCAAGUGCAGAUAGUUGCAGAGGACCAGUUCUGUGGGCACCAAGGCAAUGACAUGUACGACGAAGAAAAAGUCAAGUACACAGUAUUCAAAGUAUUGAAAAAUUCGACCCUGGCCGAAUUUGUUCAUAAUCUUUCACAGACUAUGGGGUUCCCCCAGGAUCAGAUCAGGCUAUGGCCGAUGCAAGCCAGAAGCAACGGAACAAAGAGGCCAGCGAUGCUGGAUUAUGAAGCGGAUUGCAGCAAAACUAUGAUUGAACUCAGUGAUAACGAAAAUCCCUGGACGAUAUUUUUGGAAACUGUAGAUCCAGAAAUGGCUGCUAGUGGUGCAACCCUUCCUAAGUUUGAUAAAGAUCACGAUGUGAUGUUGUUCCUUAAAAUGUAUGAUCCCAAGAGUCGAAGCUUAAAUUAUUGCGGGCACAUAUACACCCCGAUAUCCUGUAAAAUACGUGAUCUACUGCCGGUUAUGUGUGAGAGAGCAGGAUUUUCACAAGGAACGGACCUUAUCCUCUAUGAGGAAGUAAAACCCAAUUUAACUGAACGGAUUCAAGAUUAUGAUGUGUCCCUUGAUAAAGCACUUGAUGAGCUCAUGGACGGCGACAUUAUAGUGUUUCAAAAAGACGAUCCUGAAAAUGAUAACAGUGAGUUGCCGACCGCGAAGGAAUACUUCAGAGAUCUUUACCACCGUGUUGAUGUAAUCUUCUGUGACAAAACAAUUCCAAAUGACCCUGGAUUCGUUGUAACAUUGUCUAAUAGAAUGAAUUACUCAAACGUGGCAAAGACUGUCGCACUGAGACUUAACACUGAUCCUAUGCUUCUGCAGUUCUUUAAAUCUCAAGGUUACAGGGAUGGUCCUGGAAACCCUCUUAGACACAACUAUGAAGGAACUUUAAGAGAUCUUCUACAGUUUUUCAAGCCAAGGCAGCCUAAGAAACUAUAUUAUCAGCAGCUGAAAAUGAAAAUAACUGACUUUGAAAAUAGAAGGAGCUUCAAGUGUAUAUGGUUAAAUAGUCAGUUUAGAGAAGAGGAAAUUACACUAUACCCAGAUAAACACGGUUGUGUGCGAGAUCUCCUAGAAGAGUGUAAAAGAGCUGUUGAACUCUCUGAGAAAGGAUCUGGUAAAUUAAGGCUGCUAGAAAUCGUGAGCUACAAAAUUAUUGGCGUCCACCAGGAGGACGAACUCUUAGAGUGUUUAUCACCUGCAACAAGUCGGACAUUUCGAAUAGAGGAAAUUCCUCUGGACCAGGUAGAAAUAGAAAAAGAAAAUGAGAUGUUAAUCACUGUGGCACAUUUUCACAAAGAAGUGUUUGGCACGUUUGGAAUUCCCUUUUUGCUGAGAAUAAAACAGGGAGAACCUUUUCGAGAUGUAAUGAAAAGGAUCCAAACACUGCUGGAUAUUCAAGAAAAGGAGUUUGAGAAGUUCAAAUUUGCCAUUGUAAUGAUGGGCCGGCAUCAGUACAUUAAUGAAGAUGACUACGAAGUGAGCUUGAAAGACUUUGAGCCCCAGCCUGGUAACAUGUCCCACCCAAGGCCCUGGCUAGGCCUUGACCACUUCAAUAAAGCUCCAAAGAGAAGUCGCUACACCUAUCUUGAGAAAGCAAUUAAAAUCCACAACUGACUCACCAAACCAAGUAUCCAAGACACAAAAGUGUGUGUGCACCUUUUUAGCAACGCUAGAAUGCUAGAACUUUGGUACACGUGCACUAUAUAAGUCUACAGCAAGAGGAUUUGCUGAUGAUUGUUUUAUUUGUCGAGGCUGUUCUGUUUGGCUUCUCUGUAACUAUUGACUGCCUUUUUUGAAGAAAGCAGAGGUGUUUUAUGAAGCUUAAAUGCCCAUGAAAUUGAUCUUAUGGUAAACAUCAAGCAAGGCUCGAGUCUGGAGAGUAAGAAGGGAGUUUAAUCGAUCAAACCAUUUUGCACAACUUUUGUCCGUAGAAGAUUUUUUUUUCUUUAAGGAGCGUAAAAUUGACCGGCUGCCCACCAACCUUAGUGUUGUCAUUCCACAUCAUUGCGGCUAAUUAAACUGUGCACUGAAGACAGAUUUUCCUCCCUUCAAAUUGCAUAUUUGUGAAUUUGUAAAUUCAAGAACCCUCACUUCAAUAAAUAGCAAUCUCUACUUCAUUGUGCAUAUUGUUGCCCCUUUUUUAGCGUUUCAAAUACUACCACACGAUAUCCUAAUAUUUCGUCUUUUGUUUUGCUAAAUGGGUUAAUAAAUAGGUAUGGUGUGCAAUUUUGAAGUAUAGGCAUGACGUACAAUUUUGCAAAAUAUACCGCUGCACCGAGUUGGCAGAAAUCGAUAUACACCCAUCCAUUUCUGUGUGUUCUGUACACUUACACACAGUUGAAAAUAAAACACAUACUGUUAAACUCCUUUGAGAACAGAGGGCUUGCUCACUAGUGUUUAGUUGGAUAACUGUACAAAAUACAGCCUAACAUGUAUAUUUAAUGAACAUGUACAAAUUAACACAUGGAGAUUCAUAUUGUUGUGCGAGUCUGCAGGUCCUUCAUUGAUGUUGAUAUUCAUUUUGUGUAGUUUUAUUUACUCUAUUUUUUUUUCCUUUAAGGGCAGCAGUGUGUCUAGUUUGAGUGCGGUAAAUAGAAUACAGCCAUUCAACAUAAUUUUACAAUUUUCCUGGUAUUUUAUGAUUUUUUUUUCCCUGUAGCAGCAGUGUACAAUUCUACAUGUAUAUUGCCUUUUGCUGGAAAAUGUUGUCUUGAAUAAAAUUUUCUAUAAAGUUGU